This is a messenger RNA of Astyanax mexicanus (Mexican tetra), 3258 nucleotides long. RefSeq names its product RAD9 checkpoint clamp component B (gene rad9b). The transcript has 11 exons. Lineage: Eukaryota; Metazoa; Chordata; Actinopteri; Characiformes; Acestrorhamphidae. Gene Ontology annotation, cellular component: checkpoint clamp complex. Gene Ontology annotation, biological process: DNA replication checkpoint signaling; DNA repair; mitotic intra-S DNA damage checkpoint signaling. The coding region runs from base 726 to 2003 and encodes 425 amino acids. The record is from RefSeq and is a predicted model, not a curated record.
UCGUUUAAGAGUCGAAUAUCACUGAUUCAUCUACAGUUCGUUUUAGAGUUGAAUAUCACGGAUUCAUCUACAGUUUGUUUAAGAGUCGAAUAUCACUGAUUCAUCUACAGUUCGUUUAAGAGUCGAAUAUCACUGAUUCAUCUUCAGUUCGUUCAAGAGUCGAAUAUCACUGAUUUAUCCACAGUUCGUUUAGGAGUCGAAUAUCACUGAUUCAUCUUCAGUUCGUAUAGGAGUCGAAUAUCACUGAUUCAUCUUCAGUUCAUUUUGGAGUCGAAUAUCACUGAUUCAUCUACAGUUCGUUUAAGAGUCGAAUAUCACUGAUUCAUCUUCAGUUCGUUUAAGAGUUGAAUAUCACUGAUUCAUCUACAGUUCAUUUUGGAGUCGAAUAUCACUGAUUCAUACCGAUACUCGGAUCAUUUCAGACUAUGGGUGAUGUCGCGUGCGCUCGCGACCCCGCUUCAGGUAUCAACGGCAGCAGCCAUAUAGUUAGGUCAGCUAACUAGCUAGAUGUCUAGCUACUAGAUAGAUGUGGAGCAAGUCUGUGUUUUUUUACUACCUUAAAUUGUUAAUUAUUUAAUUUGUAGUGGCUGCAGUACGCAAGUUAACUAGUUAUCUAAUUUGCAGUCAACCCCUGACCAAGUUAGCAAGUUUUUAGUCACUGCUGCUAAGCUAACAGCUAGUUAGCACAACUUUUGGCUGACUGACUGACUGCUACUAAUGCAAAAAUGAGGUGCACAAUUGCAGGAAAUGGUGUGAAAGUGUUUGGAAGGGCAGUUCAUGCUCUGUCACGGAUUGGUGAAGAUAUUUGGUUGGAUCCACUGCAGAAAGGGUUGGCUGUUAGGUCGGUGAACUCAGCCCAGUCUGCCUAUGCCUGCUUCCUCUUUUCUCCACUGUUCUUUCAGCACUAUACUGCAAACCUAGACCAAGGGCGAGAAAGUAAAGGUGUCAAAUGCAAAGUGUCCCUGAAGUCAGUGCUGCCCAUCUUCCGCAGUGUUGCCACGCUCGAGCGCAGUGUGUGCAAAUGUGAGAUAUCUAUUAACGUCUCUGACAGCAGAGUGAAAUUCCAGUUUAACUGCAGACAUGGAAUAACAAAGACACAUAACUUGGGGUACCAAGAGUGUGAGGCACUGCAAGCUGUUUUUCCAACUCACCUCUGUCCCAACAUUCUUAAGGCACAGCCAAAACUUCUCAGUGACAUUGUGAUGCACUUCCCAACUUCACAAGAGGAAAUCACACUCUCUGUAUCACCUUUAAGAUUUAAAUUAAAGAGCUACUACGAAGAGGAGAAUGAUCUAAUCAAAAGCAUGAACACAGAGAUGUCUCUGCAUCCUGAUGAGUUUGACUACUUCCAGGUCGGGGUGGACUCAGAUGUUACUUUCUGUCUUAAGGAACUGAGGGGCUUGCUGUCAUUUGCUGAGGCCCAUGGUCUUCCAGUGUCUAUUCACUUUGGUGCAUCUGGCAAACCUGUGUCGUUCAGUGUGGAGGGUAUGGUGCUGGAGGCUGUUGUAGUGUUGGCCACUCUAGCGAGUCCAGACAGCGAGAAUCCUUCGCAGGAGUCGAUUCCUCAGGAAGCUCCAGCACCCAGGAACAGAAGCGAAGUCUGCCCUGGAAACAUUUCCAUAGCAGACAUCUCCAUGGAUGAGGGUCCUUUAGAGGCAGAGGCUGCUGGCGUGGCACCCAAGCUUCCAGCCUUCCCAACAGAAGAGCAGGUGGCUUCCAGCCAGGGAAGUCCAGUCUUUAUUCCAGACCUCCACAUGAGAAACCUCCUACAGCUCCACGGAGAUGAAGUAGGCCUUUCAAGACCUUCUCUGUGUGAUGUCAUCUUUGAAUCUGAAUCUUUGACCUCUCCAGCAACACCAGCCACUUUCAAGUUCCGUUCCCUGGUUUUUGGAGCUGUAUCAAGUGACCAGGUAAAUGUCAGUGCACUGGAGCUGCCUAGUCUGGUAUGUGCCAGUGACACUGAUGAUGAUACUGGAGAAGAUAGUGGCAUGGUUGAAGAGUAACUCUGAAGAGUAAAAAUCUUAAAGGACACAGUAACACAGUGCAGUAUAUAGGCACAAUUUGUUAAAUGUACUUUACUUUAAUCUAAAUUGUAAUUCUUUUAAUCUGUUAGAUUACUAUUUAGGUUUUGUGUGUGCAGAUGUGCAGAUGUACUAUAUACUAUAUGUACAGAUGUUUGUGGACACCCCUUCUAAUGAUGCAUUUAGCUACAUUUAGUUGCAUCCAUAGGUGACACCGCUUGUCCAGUACUUCUAAGGAAGUACUUCCACUAGAAUAGGACUCAAAUGGAGCAUAUGAACAUGAACUUACUGGAACUGUUCCUAAUGCUAUACAUGAACUUGAGUCGGGUCUAAAAUGGCCCAGCAUCCAAUAUCCAACACGCUAACACGCAACACUCUUUUCACUGAAUGCAAUCAAAUCCUCACAAUGCUCUUUAACAGUAUAGUGGAUACAUUAUUUUUAACACUCUUGAUUUCAGAAGAAACAACAAAUGAGCAGGUGUCCCAAUACAUUUGUCCAUGUAGUGUAUCUUAUAUGUAUUUAUUAUUUUUAUACAUGCCCAGGCAGGCUAAACAUACACUGCUAUAGUCAGCUGACUUAAGCACCUUUGGUACAUGUUGUUCUUUUAACAAAUUCUUUCAAAAGACAGAAUCUGGAAUGUGUUUUUAAAACAAGCCUGCCUGGAUCGUGAUGAUUGAAGAAGUUAGGGAAACUUUCUCUAAGGAAACAUCCACUGUACAAGUGUGCAUAAAUAUUUUUUUUCUGUUAUGUUUAACACAGCUUUUGUUAUGAAACUGUUUUGAUGGUUAUGCCCUUCUGUACCACAGUAAAUAUCUCAUAAUAUCCUUAAUCUCAAAUGAAUUCAGACCACAACAUACAAAAAUAAACCUUUAUUAGAUCAUAUGACCAAUCACAUAUCCACUUUAAGCAUUCACAGAUGCUAGCAUUAGCCUUGUGCGUUAACAGUAUACACCUCAAGGAAAUUAAAAUGAAGUUUAAAAAAGCAGAGCAAGAAAACAAAUGUUUUAAACACAGAACCCACACAAACGUAUCAAAUAUAGGUUACUUUCAUAUACAAUGUCUGAUGUGUAAUAGCCUACACUUGCCAAAUGCAUACAUCAUAUAUAAAUAUACAGCAAGUUUGUAUAUGCACAUUUGUGCAAACACACACUCACGCACACACCUUUCACAAUAGCAUAAGAACCUCCAAAGUGGUUGACAUAGCAUUAAAAGAUUUCUUUCCUUCUUUACAUUAAA